AUGGCGCGGCGGAUCGCCGGAGUAGUGGCUCUGGCCCUGCUCUCCGUGCUCAUGGCGGCGACCUGCGCCGCCGGCCGCGACUUCUACGUCGGCGGCCACGCCGGGUGGGCGCCCAACCCCACCGAGCCCUUCAACGCCUGGGCGGAGCGCAAUCGCUUCCAGGUCAACGACACCCUUGUGUUCAGGUACAACAAGGGCGCGGACGCCGUGCUGGUGGUGAGCCAGGGCCACUACGACGCCUGCAACGCCACGGAGCCCGCGCUCCGGCUCGACGACGGCGACUCCCGCUUCGUGUUCCACGCCUCCGGAGCCUACUUCUUCAUCAGCCCCGACGCGGCGCGGUGCAGGGCCGGCGAGCGCCUCAUCAUCGUCGUCCUCGCCGUCCGCGACGACGGCACGUCCUCCUCGCCGCCGCCGAAGCCCUCGUCGUCGCCCGCGCCCCCACCGCCCACGUCCACGUCGCCGCCCCCGCAUCCCGGUGCCUCACCUGCUCCGUGCGCGUUGCUCGCACCGCCGCCGUCCAAGUCCUCGUCGCCGCCGCCUCCUGCUCCGCAUGCCCUGCCUACACCGCCGCCGCCCCAUCCUGUUCCGGGAAAGAACGCUUCGUCGCCGUCGCAGUCGCCCGUGCCGGCGCCCGCGCCUGCGCCUGGCACGAACGGGACGUCUUCGCCACCGCCGUCGCCGUCGUCCGCCGUAGCCUUCAGGGGUGGCUUCCUGACGUGCCUGCUAAUCGGUGGAGCAGCUAUUCUCGUUUGA
This is a messenger RNA of Miscanthus lutarioriparius, 756 nucleotides long. The record is from the annotation of a GenBank genome assembly. Lineage: Eukaryota; Viridiplantae; Streptophyta; Magnoliopsida; Poales; Poaceae.